Messenger RNA from Cladocopium goreaui, 2430 nucleotides. The record is from the annotation of a GenBank genome assembly. NCBI's taxonomy places the organism in Eukaryota, Dinophyceae, Suessiales, Symbiodiniaceae.
AUGACUGUUGUGGCGGAAUCGCCUGCCAGUGUUUGCUCAUGCGGUAGCCGCUUGCACUAUUGUGGUGCGCCUGUGACUGCCAAAGUGCUAUUUCCCGGUGGCUGGGAUUCACUCCAGCAUCGCCGGAAGCGUUGUCAGAACUCGUCCUGCGCGAGGUACCUGAAAAGCGUAUGGUACAACUUUUUUGUUCGAGACCGUCAGUCUCACAUCUUUGAAUGGCGUUCUGGUCAGCCGGGUGAGAACAUGGCUUUCUUUUUCUUGACCACACGUUGGUGCGUUUCAGUUGAAUGGCUCCGGCAAAUGAGCCGCAGGAUUGCGUUUCAAUUCAGCAGCUUCACUGGUGAAGCUGCUGUGCACAGAGCUGAAGCGGUGCAUGCAGGCAAGCAGCAUCUUGUGCCUGACAAAGCUCGCUUGAAGCUGUUUUCGUCUUGGCUGAAUUGGCGGCUUGUCAUUCGUGUGCAACAAGCUGCCCAGAGCGGAUUGCCUGUCAGCCCCAUCAACUUGCUAGCGCCAUUUCCAAAAUCUUUGGCUGAAGCUUCGUUUUACGAUGACUUCAUGCUGGACAGAAGAAUCGGGAAGAGAAAGCAUUGUGCCCUGCAUUCUGCUAGUUUGAACCCUGAUGAGCGUGGUCCACCACAGGAGGAGGCAAUUGUCAGCCACCGCAGGUUGCGGAGACUACUCAGCGAUCCGCAGCCCGAGCCGUAUGAAGUUCUAUUGAAACCAAUAGAUGCAGUCAUUGCUGGCUGCGCAAGGCAUUUGAGAGGCAGAUGGGUGUCAGCUGGCAGUUGCACCCCUGGCCAACUACAUGAUUACUGGUCAGCUCCAUCAGGCGAGGCAGGACCUGAUGUAUCUUUCGUCUCGGGGCAAGCUACUGAUGCAGACCUGCGUGCUGUAUCCUGCAAGACCCACAAAGAAAGCUCCAAAGAUUAUCAAAAGCUGAUUCGUAAAGGCAGAAUGGGCGGCUACUUGUUCGCUGUCACUGGAACAGGACAUGUCCUUCACUGUUCUGAAUUUGUUGGCAAAGAGAGCAUACCUCUGCGUUGGUUCUUCAUGGCGCAGUUGAAGGAGAAGGUUCCGGAAUGGUCGUGCUUGAUACACGACGAUUCGUGCCAUAUGAAGCGAUUCGCGUGCAAGCACAGGGGGCGCUCUCAGCUUGCCCAAGACCUUUCAGAGAUGACUUUUGUUCUUGAUCGUUUUCAUGCUGCAUCCCAUACAGACAUUUGGUGCCACCGGCAUUGUCACCCGUGUCAGCACAAAGAACUCCUGAAGGACUUCGACACAUCAAGUGCUGAACGGGUGAACAGUGUAGGGUCAUUAUUUAGUGCUGAGACAGAGGCGGCCUUCGAGCACAUUGAUCGCCACUUCAAUUCAGAGGGGUUGUACGGUGAGAAAGGCAGCCUGGUGGUGCAGAAGCUGGCGGCACGGGCUUCGCACCAUGCAAUGCCGUAUGGCCUUUGCUUGCAAGCAGCCUUGGUAGGGAGGCCAUCACCGUUGUCCUUACUGGUGCUGAACAUCAACAAAUCGCAGACCAGGAAAUCCCAGCUGAAUGGCUGCGUGGAAGCUGCCGUGGCAGAGAUUGAUGCUGAGUGCCAAAGACGGGGAGCAGCCAAAGCAGCGCCAGGAUGUACUGUGAGCCUGAAAUCUGUGCAGCUCACUUCCUUUACUGAGGCAGCGCUGUUCGAGCGCGCGGCCCCAGAUUGGGAACAGUGCAAGGACCCCAAGCCCGAAGGUUUGAAAGGUCGUUUGCACUACUCUACCAUCCUGAACGUGGAUGAGGCUUAUCGCUUUUUGAAGAUGUUGGGCUUGGCGCCCAGUACUAGCCAGAAAUCCGAUGUGGUGAGUGAUGGCGCAAGUGAGUUGAAUCGGCUGUUGCAAACAGGCCGCUCCAGCCUCCAGCUCAAGACUGGCGUGUCCUAUGGCUCAGGCUCUGGCCUUGUCAAUGUCACCGGGGUGGGCAAUGCCCACUUCUCAGGUUUUUUGCCGGUGGUGCGUGGUGAAGCCGGAUCUCACCACCCGGCUACAUUGGAGCGAAUGGUGGUUUGCACAGGCCGACCCUGCGAACCCCACAGCCCUCUCCCAGCUUGCUUGGUGUCGCAGUUGGGGCCAGGGUUUGCGCCGUGGCUCUGGGUGCCUUUGCUACCGCAAAUGAUCCCUCUCUUGGGGCUGAAGAGUGAAGCUUUGCAAUAUGAAUAUGCAGAGCAAACCUUCCAGAAAGCUGCGGCUGAUGAGUGUGAUGGCACGGGCCCUUCCGCUUCCACCCAAGGCAACAUUGAUGAGUUCCUUCCAAGCAAGCACGGGUACAUUAUCCAGCUGGCGGAUGGCACAGAGACGCGACUCCGCUUCAAGAUCUGCUUGGACCUGUGUUGCUGCAAUAGAAAUGUCGCAUGCAACCCGCAUGGUGGUUUGUGUUUUUGUUUACGUUUGAACUGA